AUGGCUCAGAAGAUUUACGAAAGGGAAAAAGAGCCACAGAAGAAGAUUAAAGUGUAUAACAGAUGGGGAGAGAGGGGGGCGGCAGCUGUGACGAGUGCCAGAGGCGGCACCGUCCAGAGCGGUCUAGGCCACGCCCCUCCUGGCAGUGGUCCAGCCCUGCUCAUGACACUGGACAAUAAACAGCAAACACUAAUUUACCAUAUUUUGGAACGUGUCUGGCGAGAGAAAAUGCAGUGCUGUGAGGGGCAGAUGAAAGCAAAAGAGGAUGAAAUGGGUUGCCAGUCCCAAUACUUUGGCAACUUUAAACAUCAACUCUACCGCAGGCUCAGCCUGGCAAGGGACAGACAGGAGAGCCUGCAGAAGUGCAUCUACACUUCAGAAAGGCAGCAACUGGACAUGACUGUGAGUGCGGCAACUAAUGCCGCAGUAUUGACUGCAGUUUGGAUUACACCCAGGACCGAAACAUACUGGGAUGAGCAUGGAAGGCUACCUGGUGCUAGAGAAGAGGGUGAAGAUGAAGAAGAGAGUAUUGAAGGCAAGGGGAUGCAAAAUAAUGGAGGAGAGAAAGAUGCAAGCCAGGAGGGGGGACGAAGGACCAAGUGAAAACAGAGCACAGAAGAGAACAGACAAAAUUCAAAUGAAGUCAGGCUACAAGGUUUAAUUGUGACCCUGCAGGAGGAUCUCAGAGUGCUGCUAGAAAGAGAGGAAAGUGGGGUGGCAGAACAGAGAAGGCUGAUGAAGCAGCUCCAAGAGGCUCAGGAGAGCAACCUCGUCCUGUGCUGCAAGGAGGAAGAAAUGAAGGUGCAGCUACAACAGCUGAAUUUGUCUGAGAGUGCCUUGGCUAAGGAGGUGGAAGAGCUAAGAGUGGAAAACUGUAGACUUCAACAUGGCUUGAAAGGUUUGACGAAAAACACUCCCAGUCAGUCAUCUACAAUCUCAGCGGAUGAUUGCUCUGUUCCCUCUCACGUGGAUAUAAUUGUAGAUCGUGCUGUAUUUGAUGAGGAAGAUGCAAUUCCAACUGUACGCCAGCUGGCUGCAGCAGGGAGCUCCAAUCGUGCCAUCCAAGCUCCCAUCUUUACUGCCAAACAUUUAUCUAAAAAUGACUCUCCAAGCAAUUAUCCUUACCUCAGUCUCCAAACCCUCUCCUUGGCCUCAGACGCAAUAGGAGAGUGCGGGUCUCUGGGGCACUUCAAUGUGGAGGAUACACACGGCAAAAAACCUGAAGCACUGAGGGACUCUUACAGGAGCUUGGGUUUAGGUGAGGACCUUGACGGUCUCAGAGAGCAAUGUGAACACCCGGGGUCCGCCCUUCAGCACUCAAAGCAGCAGCUGCAGGUGAUGGCUCAAGAGAAUGCCCAGCUAAAGGUACAACUCGGAAACCAAGGAGUGGAGGAGCAAAAGCCUUUUUCACAUAUGAUUAGCACAACACCAACCAGUCAUGGAGCUGAUGCUUGCCAAUCACUUCCUGUCCAACAUGAAGUCAUCACCCACGAUGACUUAAUCAAGGCCCUAAAUCAAGAGAACCGAGCUUUGGGUUUUCGCAUUGAGGGGUUGAUGGCUCAGAUUAAGCUCAAUGAGGAAAAAAUGAAGAGCGAGCAAUCUCAUCUGAGGAAGAAUAUUUUGUGUAUGGAGGAAGACAAAGACAAGCUGGAGCAGGAGAAGCAAGAGCAAGCAUGUCUUAUCACAGAGCUCACCAGAAAGACUGAACAUGAUCUCAAUACAAUCAUGGAGCUGCAGCAAAGGUUAGAGGAGUGUGUAGAUUGUCAUGAGCAAAAGGACUUGGCAUGUGGAUCUCUGCUGCAAACUGAGAAAGCAACGAGAAUAUCAGGAAGGUGUCAAGAGAGCAACCCAGAGAAAUAUUUGGAUAGAUUGAUAGUUACAGAGGAAGGAGGGGUACACCUUGUAUCAACUCAACCACCAGAAAACAAUCGUACAUAUUCAAAGCCUGUUGACCAUUUAGAAAGGCCUCACCUCAUGAAGUCAAACAGUGAUCAAUUGCAGCGGGUCACCAACUUCAUUCAGAACCUGAAAGCUGAGCAAGAGCAGUUGUACAGCUGUGUAUUGCGACUCAGGAAGGAAAAAAGGGAAAUCUCUCUAACUGUCCAAACUCAGAAGGAGGAGAAACAGCAUUUAACUCGGAUAAUUUGGGCACUCAAAGAGGAGAAGGACGAUAUUUCUCAAUCUCUGUAUGGCCUUAAGCAGGAGAGGGAGCAAGUAAUCAGGGUGGUCAGAGGACUGAAAGAUGUACAAGUUCGUCUUUCAAAGUCUGUGAGUGGUCUGAAAGAAAAGAGAGAGACGUCCACAGAGUGUUUUCCAGCCCUUAAAAGAGAAAAACAGACACUUUUAGAGUCACUCUCAAGUGGAAAAGAGGAGGUCACAAAAAUUGCACCGAAAGUGUACCAUUUGGAGAGAGAGAGAGACCAGUUAGCUCAGACAGGGUUGAGUUUGAAACUGGCUGAUUCUGUCCAAGAGUUGACAGAUAAGAAGCAACUAUGCCAUCAUUUACAAGGAGAAUGUGAACGGCUACUCAAGGCAAUCAACAGUUUGAGGGAUGAAAAAGGAAGAAUUGAACUUUCAGUCAGACGUUUAAAAGAAGAGGGAGCACACAUACUAGCAUUGCGUCAAUCUCGAGAAGAACAAAUGUGUGACCAACGUUAUGAUUCUCACAGUCAAACACAAGCAAGCACAUCUAAUGGUUGGAUGUCAGAAAAUAUGAAAACGAAAGACAAAAACAAACAAAAUAAGACAACAAGCUUAAUUGCAAACUCCAAAAAGAAUGAAGAAGAGGAACUGAAUAAUCUGGAGAGGGAGAUUGAAGUUGCAGAAAGAGAACUGAAGAAGUCACAAGAACAACUGGACAAAGCAUGUGAAGAGACCGCAGAGCUCCGUGCGCAGCUCAGUAACUCCGAAGCCCAGAGGGAAACUGGAGAAAGAAAAGCAUCCCAGCCCGCUGAAGUGGUGAAGAGAUGGACAGAAAAAAAAAUUAUGGAAAAUGAACACCCAACUAUGCAGGUGAAAGAGUUGCAGACCAAAGCAUCGGUCCUCAUCAGAGAAAAAGCUGCCGUACAAAUUGAGGACCAGCACAACAUCCUCACCGCUCAGUUCAAAGCCAAGGCUGUGGUAGGCAGAGGAGAGCAGUCCAGAAGGAUGUCAUUCUCAGCCCUUGUGUCCCCAAGUCUGUCUUGUCAGAAAAAGCUUCAAGGCCUCAGUGUCAUUAUGCCACCUAGUGGCCCUCUCUGCUCUUUCUCAACCACUGCCAAGCACUCGGCACCGGUGACAGCCACACCUGUGAUUUGUGAUCAGCCAAGAACACUUUUUAAUGCAGUCACCGCGAGAAGCACCAACAUGCCAUUUCCACCUCAUCUGACUGCAAACUGGCAUUUUAAAGAGGCCGUAGCCACCACAAGCUCUCCAACAAAGUCACUGGUCAACACUGCUGCAUCAGAAAACACCGUUGAGUCAAGCAGUGACUCCAAUGAAUUGAAAACACGGAUUUCUUCUGACAUGGCUGGUGGAGAACGUUCUGAUUCCGCUCCUUUAGUGACCUCUAAAACUACUGACUCCGAUGUCUUCAUGUGUUCUGACACAAGUCUAAAAAGCCCGGCCUCAUACAUAACUGCUCCAAGUAGAGCAACUGGCGAAAAAACUGAUAUCUUCAGCACAAUGAUGAAACCCAUUGCUGCUGCUCCUUCUGCAUGCAACGAUCUAGAAUUCACCAUGUUUAAGUCAUAUUCUGCUCAGCACUCUGCUAAGGAAUCAUCAAAUAUGUCCCAGGUUGCUCCAGAGAAGAUGAAACCUUCAAGACCCGAGCCAGAUGCUCCAGCAGAGGUGCACAGUGUGGGGGUCAUCAAACAAGUGGGUAAGAGCAGCCUCCUGAUUGGCUGGCAGAGGCCUCCUCUGGAUGAGUUGGGUUGCAGUCAUGGAACCUUUGUGUAUGGCUACAGGGUGUUUUUAGGUGGGAAACUCUGCAAGUCUGUGAUGAGCUCAGCAUGCACCAAGUGUGUCCUGGAAAACAUGGACCUAACUUACCCAGUUGAGAUCAGUGUCCAAACGCUGGGCUCCAAUGGGCUCAGUUCAAACGGGGUCACCACUGUGUACGUGCCUCCAGUUGGUGAAGGUUUCCGCUGAAUCGCACUCUCUUGGCUACUACUAACAAGCAGAACACACGAAUAGAUUUAUGAUUCAACUUGUCCAUAGAAAUACAUCUCAGCUGCCAACAGAUGAAGAUAAAGCUAACCUUCGAAUGGACCAUUCAAAGGGAAAUGAUGUCAUUACAAUGGAGCAGCUAAGGUCAUCUAAAAAAUAACAGUCAUACGGUCUUGACUUGGACAGUGGACCUCAAAGUGAUCAACUGAAAACUACAAAUAAAUAAAUCUAAAUGGACUCCUGGCAUGGGUUGCAUAAACACAGGUGGAAAUACGUCUCAGCUCAUCUUAACGGAAGGUCUUUUUUGCACACUUUUCGGAUUCAACAUCUUCUGCAGCCACUCCAGUUAAAUUGCCUAAAGCCAGUAAGAUGACUGACUGAGACCUCUGGCCACACAUUUACGUUGUGGUCAACACAGACGGACAUCAUGUUUCUUACUAAUCGACUGAAGAGCUCUUCUGUUGCUGCCACCUCUGGAUGCUGUGACACUCGAACUUUUUUCUUAUGGAAGCGACAAAAAACUGCAUCAUGUGCCGAUGCACACGUCAACCUAAGGCUCUCAUCUCAUAUGAGCAAGUACAUUGAAAUCUAUUUUCUGACAGAUAUCAAACACGGGAUCUAUUUUUAAUUUGAUUUUUUCAGUAUUUUGCACACAAUCUUGUAUAAAAGAUUCAUUAGCUGUCACCUUCGCUCGCUAACUUUUUUGUUUUCUAAAAUUCAUGUUUUUGUCAUUUCUAUUUGGGUGUAAAAUGACCCUGGUGCAGCAAAUGUAUUUUUCUAUCAGUGAUUGAUAUAAUUGUUCAGCCAUUGAAACCUCGCAGCUGUAAAGAGGAUAAAUGACUAUGCGUCACUGACGGAUAUGUAGCUUGAUAUAAUGGCUCUUUGUAUCAAGUUUGAAUAUUACACAAAAUAUUUCAGCCUCUAACCUUUGACUUUGACAGAUUUGUCUUUGGUGGAAAACAUCCAUGUCCAACUCCACCCCCCAAACCCCCCACCCCCCCGCUCAAAAAACGUGGACAGCAGAUACGUUAGUGCUGGAUUGCAAUUCAGUCGUGUAAAACCUUUCGAUUAAUUUGAAUCAGUGCUGUCUGUAUUGAGAUGUGCUGUUCCUACACCGAGAUGUCACGAAAGCCUCAGGCGUAGAGUUGAACGCCUGGGUGACCUUACGUAAGAUGACUUAGUAAGGUCAGUGUCGUAUUUCUUUUCGCAUGUUUGAAAGGAAGUCCUUUUUCAUCUCUCUUACCGAAUGAUGGAUUCCACAAAGGUUAAGGAAAGGUGGUAUUAAGGUUAAAAUACUAUAGCUGAGGGUAAGGAAUUAUUGGAAUGGUUACAAGAUGUUACUUUCCGGAGAGUCCCUGUCUUACACAGUUAAAAAAAUAAAAAAUUUAAACAAAGGUGAUGGCGGGAGAGGAGAUCUGUGUAUCGCCAAUCGAUUGCUCUACUUUCCAGUCCCCGGGUGUCCGUCCCAGCUAAUGUAAGUUGGGAUCUGAAAUUGUCAAACUGAAUGUAGAAAAUAUAUAAUUUGAAUUUUAUUUCUUACAUUCACUUUUAAGUUUACUCAACUUCGUUUCCAAACUAACACAUUCAGUUUCAAAUUAUUAUGUUCAUAUGCGGUUUUUAUAUGCAAUAUUUAAAAUUAAACAAUGCAACUUUAAAUUGUAUUUCAAAUUCAAUGCCUGCUGGCACAUAUUUUAGCCCAUAGACUGUAUCCUGUCAUUAUUAGACAGGAUGACUAGAUCGAUCGAUUACAUUUGUCACAUUCGAUCUGUAUAAAACCACAAAAUUAACGAAACAUUAAAUGCAGCAUUUUUCAUCCACUCAAACUCACCGAUAGCUCACAAUUGAUACUUUCCCAAGGAAUGUUAUAGAACUUUGACCUUGAGCGAUAGGAACUUUGUGUCCACAGUAAUAGAUUUUUUGGAGUGUGAAAAUUUAUUUUACAUUAUAAUAAAAUAUAUUACUACAGAUUAUCUAUUAUUAUUAUUAUUAUUAUUAUUAUUAGAUUACCUGUUGUCAAUAAAUAGCGUGAAUAAAUGAGAAAUUACUAAAUUAAAGAACUAAAUUAUAUAAUUAACGACAAUUUUGUGGUUAGAAAAGGUCUCUUUAAUGAUGGAACAAGCAUCUCUCUGGCUUCUGUUCUCUGACAACCAAUUUUUUUUAAUCCGCAAUGAUGUUAAUGUCCUCAGGAAUUGACUGAAAGCCUGCUUUUCUUUGUUUUGCCAUCUUAAUAGAAGAGGACAAGUUUUGUGAACCUACUAAUAGCCUCCAAAGCAGGGGUCUCAAACCCAAUUUACCUUGGGGCCACUGGAGGGAGAAUUUGCCAGAGGCUGGGCCUCAGAUGGACAUACACAUGCACACAAUUUAAUUAGAAAUUUAAAAAAUAUCUAAUCUUCUCAAACGUAUUCCUUAUUUUUAAUACAAGAUGAGAUAAGCAAUGACACUGGUGUAAACAAGUUUAAAAAAAACUACUAAUAAAACUCCGCAGCAAUGCUUCUGUAAAUUCCACUCACUGAAAAAUGUCUGCUUGUAUCAAGCCCGGUCGAUGUCACAUCCCCAAGCGCCAUAUACCCCACCAUGAUUGGUUGGUUUGUCAGCGCCAUACAAAACACUGUAAAAGUGCCAUCCACAAAACAACUCGAGGGCCGCACUAACAUUAAACUUUCAUAUCAAGGUGAGGCUCACAAGUUAUCGCCUCAUGGGCCACAAGAGGCCCCUGGGCCGCCAGUUUGAGACCCCUGCUCUAAAAACUCAUUUUUAUUGAAUUGGAUGAUUCUGGCACAUGUACCAUAUAAUGAGGAGUGUCGGGGUGGAAACAAAUUUACUUUUGCAUGAAAUUAGAUUUACGUUACCUUCAUGACAAAGACUCCACAAGUAGUUCCAUCUCCCUAUUUUAUGUCUGAAUGCUUGCUGGUUUCCAUAAUAAGAAGAACCGAUCCCAAUGUCUUGAAAUAUUUUCUACUGAAAAACACAAGUGUGGUUACUGUUAUUUUAGUUCACAAUUCUUUUUCAAUUACCUAUGCAUUUUUUGUAUUUUUUUUUUCUUUUCCCCUAGAGGGGGAAUUGUGGGUUAAAAGAGUUCUGGUUUAACUUGUUACACUGAUGAAUCCUAAUAGCUGAUGUUAUAGCUUAUUAUUAUGAUUGUGAUGAUAAUGAGUAUUUUUUACAGAGGAUGAAAUAACUAUUUGAGUCACCUUUUUCUCAUUAAAUACAGUAUAUUACCAAAGGUCCUAUUGACAUGAAUAUUUUACCUGAUGUUGGGAACAUUCCAAGUAAUCCAUCCAUUUAAUGAAAGUAGAACGAAAACACUCGGAAAUUAAGUAGUGUGUAAUAAUUUGAAAUAACAGAAGGAAAUUGUAUUGAACAUGCCAACUGGUAUUUAUUAAAUACGUCAUACAAAAUCCUUUGUUUUUGAUGGCAGCUUCAAGAUGCCUCCUUUAUGGAGAAACCAGUUGCAUGCAUUGAUCUGUUGUGAUUUUGGCCCGUUCCUCCACACAAGCAGUCUUCAAAUCUUCAAGGUUCUGUGGUCUUCUUUUAUGGAUCUUGUGUUUCAGUUUUCCAUAUAUUUUAGUUGGAUUUAAGUCAGGUAAUUUGCUGGGCCAUUUUAGCAACUUUUUUUCUUCUUGAAGCCAACAGAGGUUCCUUGGAUCAAUAUCCUGCUGAAAUGUUCACCGUCCUUAUGUUUUUUUAUCAUUUUCGGAGCUGGCAGCAGAUUUGUGUCAAGAUUGUACAGAUCGGUACAUUUGCUCAUUCAUCCUUCCUUCAAUAAUGCGAAGUUUACCAGUUCCAUUUGCUGAAAAGCAGCCCCACAGCAUCAGGCUCCCAGCUCUGCAUUUCACUUUUGGCAUGGUGUUUUUAGUUUGAUGUACUUUGCCAUUUUUCCUCCAAAUGUGGGGUACAUUCGGUCAUCCAAACGUUUAAAUUUUGCUGUCAACUGACCAGGCAAUGGUCUUCCAGUAUUUAAUUGUCUUUUCCAAAUGUCGUUCAGCUGACCUGAAACGAGCUAUGAUGUGAUUCCCCCCGUGAUGAGUGUGCAUACAGGCCAUGGUGUCAGGGGAUAUUACUCAUUGUUUUUCUUGUGACAACAGUGCCUCCUAAUUCCAAGUCUUUUUAAAGCUCUCCACAUAUGGUCCUUGAUUCUUGGACAACUCUUCUGAUUAUUCUUUGCACUCCUCUGUCAGAAAUCUUGUGAGGACGACAUGAUCAAGUCAAAUGUAUAGCAGUCUGAUUGGCUUUCCACUUAAAAAUGACACCAACCAUGCUCAUUGUAAUGUUCAGAAGCUUAGAUAUGUGCCUGCAACCAAUACCAUGAUUAUAUUUUGAAAGAAUUAGGUUAUGAUGGUCUUGAGGGGGCUCUAUGUUCUUACUCAUCAUGAGAUGUGUCUUGGCAGUGAUACCUUUUUGUAAGCCUGAAGCAGCUGAUAUUCAUCUGCACUGAUUAUUGAUUAGAUUUUAAGUAUUGGUUUGGCUUUCAUCCCUUUUUUAUUCUUUUUUUAUUUUUUUUCUUUCUUUUUUAUCACCCAAUUUCUUCAUUUUCCCAAUAUUUUUCCUGUGUAAUUUCAAAAUUUAACACACAACUUGAUUUCUGAUUUUAUAUUUGUUCUACUUUAUUUGUAUAAAUAGAAUGCUUUGGUUGUUCCAAAAUAGCUGGUGAAAUGUUUUGGUAAAUACCACCUUUAAAUAUUUUAGCUGUAUUGGCCCGUAGGUGACUGUUGACGUGAGAUUAGAAUGGGUGGAAUAUAACUGUCUAUGAAAAUAAUAAAGUUCAAUAAAUUAUAAUAGACAACCUACUACGUGAUGUUUUUUUUUUUUUUUUUUUUUUUUUUUUUCUUAACUGGAGGUGU
Syngnathoides biaculeatus (alligator pipefish) is the source of this 8987-nucleotide messenger RNA. RefSeq names its product ciliary rootlet coiled-coil protein 2-like. The transcript is spliced from 13 exons. The record is from RefSeq and is a predicted model, not a curated record. NCBI's taxonomy places the organism in Eukaryota, Metazoa, Chordata, Actinopteri, Syngnathiformes, Syngnathidae.